Messenger RNA from Fundulus heteroclitus (mummichog), 510 nucleotides. RefSeq names its product claudin-3-like. NCBI's taxonomy places the organism in Eukaryota, Metazoa, Chordata, Actinopteri, Cyprinodontiformes, Fundulidae. Gene Ontology annotation, cellular component: plasma membrane; bicellular tight junction. Gene Ontology annotation, biological process: bicellular tight junction assembly; cell adhesion. The record is from RefSeq and is a predicted model, not a curated record. The transcript has a single exon. Gene Ontology annotation, molecular function: structural molecule activity. Bases 1 to 495 code for a protein of 164 amino acids.
AUGUACAUAUCUGUUUCUGUGUCUCUUGGUGACCAGGAACAGCAAGAAGGUCUGUGGAUGCAGUGUGUGAAGCAGAGCACUGGGCAGCAGCAGUGCAAAGUGUACGACUCCAUGCUGGAGUUAUCGUCUGACCUGCAGGCCGCCCGAGCCAUGAUCAUCAUCAGCUGCAUGCUCAGCGGCCUCAGCGUCCUCGUCCUGUUCUGCGGCGCCGACUUCACCACCUGUGUGCAGAACGAAGACGCCAAGCCCAAAAUCUGCCUGGUGGCCGGGGUGGGCCUGCUAGUGGGCGGCUACCUGGUGAUCAUGCCGGUCAGGUUGUCGGCUCAUAUUACUGCGAGGGACUUCAACAACCCCUACAUACCAUAUUUUAGGAAGAGAGAGGUGGGAGCGUGCAUCUACAUCGGCUGGGCAGCUGGUGUGCUGAUGGUUCUGGCCGGAGGUCUGCUCUGCUGGUUCAGCAGACCCAAAUCUGGGUCUGAACCGCCAAAGUAUUAAAGCUUCAGCUCCAAA